Messenger RNA from Frankliniella occidentalis (western flower thrips), 1912 nucleotides. RefSeq lists its product as uncharacterized. The record is from RefSeq and is a predicted model, not a curated record. The coding region runs from base 246 to 1760 and encodes 504 amino acids. Lineage: Eukaryota; Metazoa; Arthropoda; Insecta; Thysanoptera; Thripidae. The transcript is spliced from 5 exons.
AGAAACUUUUGUAGAUGAUAAAGUUGAUAAAUGUCAAGAUGCUUCUGGUGAAGGAAGUAACUCUUUGAUCAUUGAUCACAAUUUUAAUAUUACGAGUGAGAAAGUACCUUCUUUUGUUGAUGAUGGAGGGUGUAACCUGAACAUUGGUAAAAAUGUUAAUGAUAUUGACAAUAAGGAAGCACCAUCAUUGGAUGACUGUGACAACUCAUUGAACUGCAGUAGAGUGAAAGUGUACAUGAUCGACAAUGCCGUUGAUGACCUUUUUAGGCACGAGUUAUUCUUUUGAUGUUUACUUUUGCAGCACCAUAAGGAAAGUAUGUUGUGCUCACUACUCAACCACUUUGUUUCAGGAUCUAUUACUACCCUUCAUUGUUGCAGCAAUGGAGGAGUUGCAACUUGUCAAGAAAGACACUACUGUUGAUGGAAUUAUUAAAAGCUACUCUAUGGAUGUAAAUAAUUGUAUCCUUGAAUUUGCUUCAGUAGACCUAGCACAGAAAGCCCGCACCUUAGAUGGCAUAGAAUAUGUUGACAGUUGUUUAUGUAUUAAGGCUGUGAAUGAUAUCAGCAAUGACUGUACUGUGAUGGUACUCAAUGUACCUAGUGGCAAAGAGUCACUGGUGCAGAAAUAUGUGGAGGCCUUGCUAGUUAGAAAGGGCUUAGUCGCCUCACCUGAUGGGCAGUCUGUGAUUGUGUUCUCUUGUACUGAAAAUCAUGCUGUGUACUGGAAGAUUCAAGAUAAGAUGGCCUAUGAUGGGAUCUUAGAAAUGAGGUCUCUUAAGUUCCUUAACAGCACACUGGAGUUUGUGAAACCCUCAAAGACCUCGGAGGUGCAGGUGGCAUCCUGCUCAUCCACAUCUGAAGUACCAAGCCAAAUAUUUAAAUCUAAAAUACCAGUGAAGAAAGUGUUGGCCUGCUCAUCAAAAGACCCUGAGGAAAAAGCUUCCUCAUCCUCAGCUACUUCUGCACGUGCACCUGCUAAUCUUAACGAAGUUAUCUGUGUAGAUUCUCUAUUAGGUGAAGGUGAUGAGACAGAAAUGAAGAAUGCAGAUUACCUCAUCAAGGAGGAUGCUGGAAAAGUGCUGUUCUUAAACAAAUUAAUACUCACAAGACGCCUCUUUCGCAAUAAACAAAACUUCUCUGCAGGCAAUGCCCGGCUAAUGGCAGAAGUGCGCCAAGCGGGUGUUGAUGUAAAUAUGCAGGAUGUCAUCAAGCGCAGAAGUUACUGGCUAGAUGUCUACAAUGCCGUGAAGAGGGGCAAGCAACAGUCACUUUUUAUGUUACCCUUAACGGUAAUUUUUGGUGAUGCGUCCAUUGACACCUUAAUAGGUACAGAAUUUCAAGUGGGCGAAGAUUGUACACUGGAAAGUCAGCUGGUUGAUCCCAUGAAAGUUGCCACAACAGCAGCCAUGUUUACUAAAGGUGCAGUAUUUUCGGAUCAAGCUGCUAGAUACCUAAUUAAAGUAAUUAAAUGUAACUAUUCAUCUCUUGAAGACUGUAAGAAUCAGGACAUUUUCUGGAAAGAAGUAUCUAAAAUCCUGGCUGCAAAGGAGUACCACUUAGAUUUUUCUGCUUGUGAAAGGAAGUACCAUACAGCACAAAAACUGCACCGUAAUCGUGCAGCAAUCGAGCUAAGGACUGGAGGUGAAGGCCCCUCAGUCUCUGGAAGGAAAAAAGAAGAAUGGUACUGGAAUGAUGACAUGCAUUUCCUGAUGGCAAAGGAUAGUAUUAGUAAUCCUCUUAUGACAGUCUCCUUGGGUUAAUCCAAAGUCGUUAAGGUCAAGAGCAGGAUGGAAGAUGAUUGCGUGAUGGAAGAUAAUGUGCCGAAAAUGGGACGGAGCCAGGUACCAAAGCUGAUGAGGCCCAAGUCCAAGCAAGAUGCGAGGACAGAAGCCUACCUUGAAAUGUCAAAAGC